AUGUCUAACUACAUCUUUCUGUCUCUUCCUCCAGCCUUUCUGACUGUGAGUCCCAACAGCUCUCAGUUUUUCCGCUGGAAGUCUGUCUCUCUGAGCUGUGAGGAGGACGACAGCUCUGCUGGAUGGACGCUGAGGAGGAACACAACCAGAGAAACCAGGACUCAGUGUGGAGCUGGCUGGGGAAGAUCAGCUGGUUCUUCCUGUAACAUCAGCUACCUCGACCCAGUGGACAGUGGAGUUUACUGGUGUGAGUCCAGAGAGGGAGCAACCAGUAACACCAUCAGCAUCACUGUCACUGGUGGACCAGUGAUCCUGCAGAGUCCUGUCCUCCCUGUGAUGGAGGGACAUGAAGUCACUCUGCACUGUAAAACAAAGACCCCUCCCUCCAACCUCCCAGCUGGUUUCUAUAAAGAUGGCUCCCUCAUCAGGACUGAGCCUACAGGUCACAUGACCAUCCACCAUGUUAACAAGUCUGAUGAAGGCCUCUACAAGUGUAACAUCAGAGGUCGUGGAGAGUCUCCAUCCAGCUGGAUCUCUGUCACAGUGAAACCCACCACUACAAGUCCUCCUUCAACCUCCUCUCCUCCUGGUUCCUCCUCUACUUCUCUCUCUGUAUUGUGGUUGGCCGCUCUAUCUUUCUGUGUUCUGGUUCUUCUGGUUCUUCUGGUUCUACUGGUGAGACGAUGCCUCCACAGGAAACCUAAAGCUGCUGAAGUUGGAGAUGAUGACAUCACAGACCUACAGCAGCCAAUCAGAUACAGCAACGGUCCUCCCAACCAGCUGCCGUUUUAA
Messenger RNA from Micropterus dolomieu (smallmouth bass), 792 nucleotides. Its product is annotated as low affinity immunoglobulin gamma Fc region receptor II-like. The transcript is spliced from 5 exons. Lineage: Eukaryota; Metazoa; Chordata; Actinopteri; Centrarchiformes; Centrarchidae. Gene Ontology annotation, molecular function: transmembrane signaling receptor activity. The record is from RefSeq and is a predicted model, not a curated record. Bases 1 to 792 code for a protein of 263 amino acids. Gene Ontology annotation, biological process: cell surface receptor signaling pathway.